Messenger RNA from Durotheca rogersii, 1329 nucleotides. RefSeq names its product CRAL/TRIO domain-containing protein. The transcript has 2 exons. Gene Ontology annotation, biological process: Golgi to plasma membrane protein transport; regulation of exocytosis. Gene Ontology annotation, molecular function: phosphatidylinositol transfer activity. Lineage: Eukaryota; Fungi; Ascomycota; Sordariomycetes; Xylariales; Xylariaceae. The record is from RefSeq and is a predicted model, not a curated record. Gene Ontology annotation, cellular component: cortical endoplasmic reticulum; plasma membrane; cytosol. Bases 204 to 1112 code for a protein of 302 amino acids.
UGCAGAAAGCUGAGCGGCUUCGUCACUUUACCGUUUCCCACCGCCGAAUCGCUCGGGGUUAUGAGAAAAUACUGGAAAAACAAUAACAAAAGACCGAAACCCGCGUCGAUCCUUUUGCAUUUCGCGUAACCCGUACUAGAAAGGACCUUAUCUAGGCACUCUCUUGAUCUCUCGAUACUCGCGUCUGCACACACGCCACCGCCAUGAGUGAGGAAGCCAAACCCCCAGUCGCAGCCGAUGCCGCUGCGCCUAAACCCGAGGCACCCGCACCGAAGCCGGACGAAGCCACGACGCCGAUCCAGCAGCUGUGGGCGACGGCGAAGGCCCACGCCCACGCCGAGAUCUGGGGCGUGACGCUGGCCGACCCCGAGACCCACGUGCCGAGCCAGAUCGUGCUGCAGAAGUACCUCAACGCCAACGACGGCGACAUCGUCAAGGCGCGCGAGCAACUGACCGCGACGCUCGCCUGGCGCGCCAAGAUGCAGCCCCUCGAGCUCGUCAAGAGGAGCUUCUCCAGCGCCAAGUUCGGCGGUCUCGGCUACGUCACGACCUACGGCGAGACCGGCCAGGACGCGAACGCAGACCCCGAGGCCCGCGAGGUCUUCACCUGGAACAUCUACGGCGGCGUCAAGUCGAUGGAGGAGACCUUUGGGGACCUCGAAGAGUUCAUGCGGUGGCGCGUCGCGCUGAUGGAGCUCGCGGUGCAGGAGCUGUCGCUGGCGAGCGCGACGAAGCCGAUCACGGCGUCGUGGGACCCGUACAAGAUCUUCCAGGUGCACGACUACCGGAGCAUCAGCUUCCUGCGGCCAUCGCCGGUGGUGAAGGCGGCGAGCACGGAGACGAUCCGCGUGUUCGCGACGGCCUACCCGGAGCUGCUCAAGGAAAAGUUCUUCGUCAACGUGCCUGCCAUUAUGGGCUUCAUGUACGGCCUCAUCAAGCUCUUCGUCGCCCCCAAGACCAUCAAGAAGUUCCAUCCCAUGUCCAACGGCGCAGGUCUCGCCCUCGAGUUCCCCGACAGCAAGGUCCCCGCCCUCGGCGAGCGCUUGCCGGUCGAGUACGGUGGUAAGGGCAAGGAUCUCAAGACCCAGGGCACCGAGCCGUCCGUCGAGUAAGGGAGUGGAACAAAGGGAGUGACAUAGCCGACGGGAUGCGCGUCCAUGCAUGUGUGGCGAUUGGGGGUAAUUAGGUAUGACGGAUUGGUUUUGGGCUUCUCGGUUGGUAUACUUAAUGACGGUAAUGAGACACGAACGGAUUGCGUUGAUUAUUCUAGGCUCCUGUUAGGCUUCGAGAUAUCUAUUCCUUAGCUUUAUCUUCACCCUAUCUCUACCU